AUGGAAGCUCCAGUAAAAGUAUCCAGACACUUCGAUGGAUACGAUAUAUGUGUCAAAAGUAUAGAUAGACGUUCUAGAUACAUAAAGAUGAUUCCAAUGCCAGUAGAGGUUUUUCAAAAAGGGCCACAAGUAACCGCGCUAGUUGCAAAUCUUCCUGGCCUUAAUGUGAGAAACUCGAUGGAAUUACGGCAGAGUUUACCUACAGUGAGGAGCAGACACAGCGAUCAUUCGAAGCGUUCGCUGGACGUAAAAAUCUCGAACGAAUUCGACUCGUCAUCCGCUAGCAUUUCGAAUGGUCAUCACAAAUCACGAAGUAAGCAGAAACAUCAAGGGUUUCCAUUAACUAGAUCAACUGCGAGCUUGGACUGCAAGCAGACGCAAGUGCAGCCGCAACUGCAACGUAGAAGACCGCCGCGCGUUGACUUGGCCAUGGAACAUUUAUCUAAAAGCCGUAAAAGCUCAUCUCAAGUACAGCCGUUGGAUUUCGAUUCCGAGCCAACUUACUACCGGCUACAAGAGAGCCAGUCGCGUGCGUCAGAAAAUUCAGAUAUAUCAGCUGUCUACAGUUCUCAGGAAUCGAAAUCUCGUCCAGCGCCACCGAAAAAGCCGCUACGAUUAUCGUUGCAUCGAGCAGCUAGCCUUCAGUCCGUAGAGAGUGCACCGCCAGCUGCGCAUCACGACGUAGCGAAAAAACCGAUGAAGAGAAAUCACAAAGGUGAUCCACCGGAGAGAAGCACACGAACGGAAACCAACGGAGAGACGAAUAACUAUAUGCAAGAAUCGCAUUCUAAUCCGCCUCAGCCUCCGCCGAGAACACCUUCCAGAGCGGAAUCUUGUCAGAGCGCGUUACGGUGGCCUUCCCCUAAGCCACGACCUCAUUUGGCACCUGUUACGAUGGAAAAAUGGUGUUGAAUAGGGAAAAAAGAAGAAAGCAUCGGUACAAUACGAAUGAUAUUUGAAAUAUCAACACACGCUGGAUAUUAUACAUUUUCCAAAUGUAACAUAAAUAUUUCAGAAAUCUCUGUUGCGAUAAGAAAAAUUGGAAAAUUUCGAAGGAUUUUUACGACGGUACUCUUGUAAAUACAAAAUAAUAUUUUUAAGCUUCUUACGUACACUCUAAGAAGACUGAAUUAUUUUGAAUUUACUCGUAUAACGUUUUUUUUUUUUUU
Heterotrigona itama is the source of this 1169-nucleotide messenger RNA. The record is from the annotation of a GenBank genome assembly. Lineage: Eukaryota; Metazoa; Arthropoda; Insecta; Hymenoptera; Apidae.